Molecule: messenger RNA, 3019 nt
Organism: Pecten maximus
Lineage: Eukaryota; Metazoa; Mollusca; Bivalvia; Pectinida; Pectinidae
Exons: 3
Coding region: 34-852 (272 amino acids)
Cellular component (GO): membrane
Source: RefSeq, a predicted model, not a curated record
CGUCCAACGGAACAAACAGGUAGAAAUAACAAAAUGGCUAUGGUCAAGGGACGAAGAGACUGGGGAGCGGACUCAAAUGCGGGGGGAUCUGUGGUUACUGAGGCCACCACAACAGCAUCAGAGAGGAGAAGGAUUCGGGAAGCAGGUCUAGGAUAUGUUUAUUGGUUCUCCUACAUGUGUGCCAUCGCUUCCCUUUUUCUGACUUUCACGGCGUUCGCUUCACCGUACUGGUUCAAAUCUUGGGGACGAGUUCACAGCCCGCUCGCCAAUGUGGGCAUGUGGCAAAUUUGUCUCUCAGGAUGGGUUAAACCAAGAGAUCCUAGUUUGAGGUCUUAUGUUGGAUGUUGGUGGAUACAUUCAACAUUCUUUGAGGAGGUUUUUGACGACAUUAUGCCGCCAUGGUUCCGAGCUGUCCAAGCCCUGGUCAUCUUCACCCUGUUAUGCUGCAUUGCAGUUGUCUUCUUGAUGAGUUUCUACAUGUGUGAAAACUACAGGAUCAAGUACUACGAAAAACGAAAAUUCAGGAUGUUUAUGAUCAUUGCUACACUAUUUUUCGCUUCAGGUAUUCUGGUACUGAUCUGCUCGUUCGUGUUUGCGUUCAAGGCCAAAGAUCCGAAUUGGAUGCCUAGACCAUGGCUAAGCUAUUUCUCAUUCUCGUUCGGAUUCUACGUCCUGUCUGGGUUUUUCUCAGCAUUUGGCGGCCUUGCCUCAUUCAUCAAAUCUACAGACAUUCGCAAAAAGAAGAGGAGAGGUGGGACUCGAGUGCAGGAUAAACAUCGUCCCCCACCUCCUCCAGCGGCAAGUCAGCUGGGAAGUACUACCACUGGGAAGGCCUCCGAAUCUUUCGUUUAAGUGCUCUGCUUGUCUUCAGUUUUAUCUAAGCUUGAAUACCCAGUAGUGUUACAUAUUGAGCUUAAACAACAUGAAUUAAUGAAGGGCAAAUUGGACAAUUUUUGGAUUAAAUUUUAAUUGAAAAAAUUUUUUUUUAGAAAAUACCCAUAAAAUUAAAUUAUGCUAUUGAAUUAUCAUGUUUCUUAAUUGCAAUAUUUACUUCAAACAUUUGUAUUUGUACAAUUACUGUAACUAAAUAAGUAAAUGUUGUGUUCUUUAGUGAAAUUUGUAGAGAUCCUUCAAGCAGAAAAAAUAUUUUCUAUGCUAGGUAUAUGUUUAAUAUACAUUUAAUUUAAAUGUUAAACUAUUAACAUUGCUUUACCUAGAUUUUUAACUGGCAUACAAAGUGGAUGUAUGCUGUUACUUCAUUAAAAAAAAAAAUAUUGUACUAAAAAUGUAAAUUAUUUUUGAAAGAUAAAAUCUUCAAAGUACAUGUACAUCAGUAAAUUUGAGACCUGAUCAAGUCUACCUACGAUAAACAAGAAUUUAUGUAUUGUAAACGAUGUUUCGUAUAUCAAAUGUAUGCAUGGUUAUUUGUAUUAUCAGGGGAGGUAAUCCAAGCUACCAAAGACAUGGUAAUACACAGGAGAAUGUAGUCAACAGAGAUGUCAUUAUUGUACAAAAUAUCACUGUCUGAUCAGACGCAAAGGAAACUUUCCUAAACAUUUCAUCGGUGUAAUCCUGUUAAAGUUGAUUGACAUGAUUUUAAACUUGUAUUUAGAACUUAUAUUUUAAUUUCAUUAUAACAUUGUAUAUAUCAUCUGAAAAAUGCCAUUUUUACCAUUGUAUAUAUAAAUCUUAGGACACCAGGAACACAAUGUAUAUAGGUACAUAUUCAUGUAUAUAUAGGAGUCAUUGAAUUGAUUUACAUUCCAUUUCCCUAGCUUAAAUCUAUGGCAUACUUGUACAUUCCAUAUAUUUUUGAUGUCUAUGACAUGGUCUUAAACAAAAACGUCUUUGUUACUGUCUUCCAAACCAAUAUAAACCUUCGUUAUACUAAGGAAAUAUAGUAAUGUCACAGAAUCUUGACAACAACCCAACUCACUUCAUAGAAAAAUAAUUUAUUCAAAUUAAAAACGAAAUUGAUUACAUCCUUUAAUUUUUGUGUACCGGGUUAAUCAUAAUUAUAUUUAAAAAAACUGCGUAUGGUCUACAAAGUUGCUUGUUGAUAAGCAAUAAACUAGAAUCACAAAUAGAAUCAUGAUAGAAUUGCUGAACUUGAAUAUUGGUGUCCAUCUUGAAAUCAAAGGGUGCAUUCUUCAAAUUUUGUACAGAAACAAAACCCCUUUAAAUUUGAGGAAGAUAAAGUUAUCCCAGAAAUCACUGAUAAGAUUCUACUUAGUCUUGCUCAUCAACAGAGCUCUGUAUUCUGUUUCAUAUUCUGUAUUUCUACAGUUUCUAGUAUACGUCUGCCAAUAGACCUGUAGAUAAUCUCAGAAAUAGUUUUUAACUUUUACUAGUUAAAUCAAGUGUUUAAGGUUUUGAACAUGACACUCGUGAUCCGGACUUAUUCAUGACAUUUUUAUGUACGUUCUCUAGAAAUUGUAAAUAAUCUUAAGAAAUGUUAAAGGUUGUUAUGUUAACAUAUCACUUAUAAAUUUUUGGCAAAAAAAUUUUCGUACUUGUGUAUUUGUCAGCUUAAUACAAGGGUUUAAAUUACAGUAGAAAUUAUACAAUAUUAUAUGUCACUUAAUAUAUUGCUUUGAUCAGUAAAUUUAAUAUUGAUAUGUGGGGGGGGGGGGAAUAUUUUUCACUUAAUGUUCAAUUUUAUGAUUAAAUCACUCCAUGAAUUAAUUGGAAUGCUACAUCUCUGCAAUAGAAGGCAUUAUUAAUUAGGUUUAUUGUAUUACAUGACUAAAGGAAAUUGAACCAAGGACCCAGACUUUCCAGUCUGAUGCCCUACUGAUAGAGCUAAAUAGAACAUUUCUCCUGUCAUGUCGGUAGGAAGGAGCUGGUACCAGACAUUUCCACAUACAUUAUCUGUAGAGAAUAGAAGUAUACAGAUUUUAUAUACAUGAUUAAUUUGUAAGUAUCUAAUUAAAGUGUGUCAUAUUGUAUAUAGUAAACGGUUAUUUUUUAUGUAAUUGAUCAUUUUUUAUACAAACUGAAAUAAAAUAAUCAAGCAAAA